CAUCCCUGGGGAUUCCAGCAGCCACUGAGGCUAGAGAUUCAGACUUUCAGAAGGCCCAUGGAAUCCUGCUUCCUCCUGGGCUCCCUUCCCGAAACUCCUACCCCAGGACCUCCUGGAACUCCACCCUGCUGGACCACAGAAGAAAUGACCUCUGAGACAUCAAAUGCUGGAGGCCCAGGUGCAGCUCUGACUUCCUAAUCAGUCUCAAACCCAGACAGGGCUGAGGUUUCCUUAGAAGAAGUGCCAGGACCUUUAAAGGGCACCUUUCAUCUCUCCCUCGCCCUCCCUCCCACCUCUCAGACCUAGCACCAAGAGGAAGCACCCCACAGACAUGGGUGAGAGGGGCACAAAAGACCUGCAGGGACCCUCCCAGUACCUGCUGACAGCAGCUCCAGCUCCAUCCUGGUCUCCUUUCUUUCUCCAGUUUUGAUCAUCUUUUCAGACCCUGGGGGACCUUGGCUGGGUUUCUUGCCCCCUAGGCUCCAAAGGGGACUUCCUGUGGCUCUUGGGAAGUCCUUUGGUGCUUAGAGGUCCCCAGGAGACSUUUGGGCCAUGAUACCAUGUGCUCAGACGCCCCACUUUCAGAACCCAGGCCYCUGAUGUAGCUGCCGUCCUGCACACUGACUGUGGGAUCCACGGACACCAGCCUGAUGGGCUCCCUUCGGCACUGCCGCUGCCAGCUACCCAAGAUGGGUGACACCUGGGCCCAGCUUCCUUGGCCUGGACCUCCCCAACCAGCCAUGCUGCUGGUCUCCCUUCUUUUGGCAACUGGGGUGAUGCGCUCAGAUGCRGGAUCCAGCUGCCCGGUCCUUUGCUCGUGCCAUAACCAGGUUGUGGACUGCAGCAGCCAGCGGCUAUUCUCUGUGCCCCCAGAUCUGCCGAGGGACACGCGCAACCUGAGCCUGGCCCACAACCGGAUCUCGGCCGUGCCGCCUGGCUAUCUCACAUGCUACAUGGAGCUCCGGGUGCUGGAUUUGCGUAACAACUCUCUGAUGGAGCUGCCCCCGGGCCUCUUCCUCCAUGCCAAGCGCUUGGCACACCUAGAUCUGAGCUACAACAACCUCAGCCAUGUGCCCGCUGACAUGUUCCGGGAGGCCCACGGGCUGGUGCACAUCGACCUGAGCCACAACCCGUGGCUGCGCAGAGUCCACCCCCAGGCCUUCCAGGGCCUGGUGCAGCUCCGAGACCUGGACCUCAGCUACGGGGGCCUGGCCUUCCUCAGCCUCGAGGCUCUCGAGGGCCUGCCGGGGCUGGUGACCCUACAGAUUGGGGGCAACCCCUGGGUGUGUGGCUGCACCAUGGAGCCCUUGCUGAAGUGGCUGCGGAACCGGAUCCAGCGCUGUACUGCGGAUUCUCAGCUGGCUGAAUGUCGGGGCCCCCCUGAAGUGGAGGGUGCCCCCCUGUUCUCACUCACCGAGGAGAGCUUCAAGGCUUGCCACCUGACUCUGACCCUGGACGAUUACCUCUUCAUCGCAUUUGUGGGCUUCGUGGUCUCCAUCGCUUCCGUGGCCACCAACUUCCUCCUGGGCAUCACAGCCAACUGCUGCCACCGCUGGAGCAAGGCCAGCGAAGAGGAAGAGAUUUGACGUAGGUGCCUGUCAUCCCUCCAUGCUGCCGACUGCCACUGCUGCUGACCACUGGUCACCCUCCCCAGCUGCCCACUCUGGUUCCAUUGUGCCCUGUCCACCUCAGCCAUGGUUCUGACAAGUUCUGGAAAACUUCAUGUGAGCAUCUCUGUCCACUUUG
Molecule: messenger RNA, 1746 nt
Organism: Urocitellus parryii (Arctic ground squirrel)
Lineage: Eukaryota; Metazoa; Chordata; Mammalia; Rodentia; Sciuridae
Gene: Lrrc55
Product: leucine rich repeat containing 55
Cellular component (GO): voltage-gated potassium channel complex
Molecular function (GO): potassium channel activator activity; transmembrane transporter binding; voltage-gated potassium channel activity
Source: RefSeq, a predicted model, not a curated record